Molecule: messenger RNA, 2773 nt
Organism: Punica granatum (pomegranate)
Lineage: Eukaryota; Viridiplantae; Streptophyta; Magnoliopsida; Myrtales; Lythraceae
Source: RefSeq, a predicted model, not a curated record
ACAGUCACUGCAACCUCACUGCUUCUCCUUUCGGACGGUAGGGUUUUUGGUUCCUCUCUCUCUCUCUCUCUCUCUCUCUCUCAACAGUCACUCUUCACUGCUCCAAAACCCCAAUCGAAGCAACCACUCGAUCCCACUCUCAAUGGAAAACUAGCAGCUUCGCGGGCCCUGCAUUUCCCGGAGUCUUCCCGUCGUCCCGCGAAAAUGGUGGAGAAGCCCAAUCAGGUCAACGCCGGCUCCAAAUCCGGCAGCCCCACCAUGCAGGCGACCUCCAAGCCCACAGAUCUGCUCUCCCAACACUUCUCGAUCCGAUCCCUCAAGCUCAAGACCAAGCAGCAGGAGCUCCUCAUCCGCGUCACCAUCCUAUGCCUCGUCUACGUACUCGCCUUCAUCACCCGCCUCUUCAGCGUCCUCCGCUACGAGUCCAUGAUCCACGAGUUUGAUCCCUACUUCAAUUACCGGACCACGCUGUUCCUCACCCAGAAGGGGUUCUACGAGUUCUGGAACUGGUUCGAUAGCGAGAGCUGGUACCCGCUCGGACGGAUCAUUGGCGGCACUCUCUACCCUGGCCUCAUGGUCACCGCCGCAUUGAUUUACUGGACCAUGAAUGUCCUCCGAUUCGCUGUCCACAUUCGCGAAGUCUGCGUCUUGACUGCUCCGUUCUUCGCGUCUAACACUACCCUGGUCGCGUAUUUCUUCGGGAAGGAAAUUUGGGACACCGGGGCGGGACUCGUUGCUGCAGCACUUAUUGCUAUCUGCCCGGGUUAUAUAUCGCGAUCAGUCGCGGGGUCUUAUGAUAACGAGGGUGUCGCGAUUUUUGCCCUCCUGUUCACAUUUUACCUGUUUGUUAAGGCUGUUAAUACGGGUUCGCUCGCAUGGUCUUUGGCCUCGGCAUUCGGGUACUUCUACAUGGUGUCCGCUUGGGGUGGAUAUGUGUUUAUUAUCAACCUGAUCCCUCUUUAUGUGUUGGUGCUGUUGAUCACUGGGAGGUACUCGAUGAGACUGUAUGUGGCGUACAACUGUAUGUAUGUGCUGGGAAUGCUGCUUGCUAUGCAAAUUCGGUUUGUUGGGUUUCAGCAUGUACAGUCCGGGGAGCAUAUGGCUGCGAUGGGUGUUUUCUUCUUGUUGCAGGUGUUUUACUUCCUUGAUUGGGUUAAGCACCAGCUGAAUGACACAAGAUUGUUCCAAGCUUUCUUGAGGAUUACUGUAUCCACAGCAGUUGUUGUAGGUGCUAUUGCUAUCGGAGUUGGGACAGCAUCUGGGUAUAUCUCUCCAUGGACAGGCCGUUUUUACUCUCUGCUCGAUCCGACCUACGCAAAAGACCAUAUCCCUAUCAUUGCCUCUGUCUCAGAGCAUCAGCCAACAGCAUGGUCAUCAUUCAUGUUUGACUUUCAUAUUCUGCUUUUGCUCUUCCCAGCUGGUCUCUAUUUCUGCUUUAAGCGGCUCUCUGAUGCCACAAUAUUCAUAGUCAUGUAUGGUCUCACAAGCAUGUAUUUUGCUGGUGUUAUGGUUCGUCUGAUUCUCGUUGCUACUCCCGCCGUCUGCUUGAUAAGCGCUAUUGCUGUUUCUGCAACCAUCAAGAACUUAACUCAAGUGUUAAGGGCAAAGCCCAAGGUUGCCCAAACUGGCUCUAGCAGAGGAGGAUCCAGUGGGAAGGCAUCUUCUAAGGGUUCACUCGAUCAAUCCCAGCCCAUCAGUAAGAACGGUGCAAUAGCAUUGCUAUUUGGUGCCUUUUACCUUCUGAGUAGGUAUGCCAUCCACUGUACAUGGGUCACUUCUGAGGCAUACUCCUCUCCCUCGAUUGUUUUGGCUGCUAGAGGUGCACAUGGGAACAGGGUCAUCUUUGAUGAUUAUCGCGAGGCUUACUUUUGGCUUCGGCAGAAUACUCCUCCCGAUGCUAAGGUGAUGUCAUGGUGGGACUAUGGGUACCAGAUAACUGCCAUGGGAAACAGAACUGUGAUUGUUGAUAAUAACACAUGGAACAAUACUCAUAUUGCUACUGUCGGACGUGCCAUGUCAUCUUAUGAGGAUGAAGCAUAUGAGAUAAUGAGAUCACUUGAUGUGGACUAUGUAUUGGUUGUUUUCGGUGGUGUCACUGGUUAUUCUUCCGAUGACAUUAACAAAUUUCUAUGGAUGGUGAGGAUUGGUGGGGGAAUUUUUCCUGUGAUCAAGGAACCGGACUACCUUGUUAAUGGUGAGUAUCGUGUUGACAAAGGUGCAGCUCCCAAGAUGUUAAACUGUCUCAUGUACAAGUUAUCUUACUACCGAUUUGGGGAGCUGACAACAGAAUAUGGCAAACCUCCUGGGUAUGAUCGUGCAAGGGGGGUUGAAAUAGGGAACAAAGACAUAAAGCUCGAAUACCUGGAGGAAGCGUUUACAACAUCUAACUGGAUAGUCCGUAUUUACAAAGUGAAACCACCUAAAAACAGGUGGUGAGAGCUCCAUACUCUCCUCAGUCGGUCUCUCUUUGGUCGUCAUUCCUUCUGCUUUUAUGGAGUAAAGUGAUCGUAGAUGGGAAACUAUUUGAAAGCAAAGGACAAAGGAGAGGCGCAAGUAAUAAUUAUAUAGGUCUUUGUCUUUUGAGUAUAGUGCUAGAUUGAGAUUGGGCUGACACUGCAACCUUCCAUGGAUCGUAUCUCUUCUUCGUAGUCUGGCUCUUUCAUGUUUUGGAUAAUUUGAGUUGCUCAGAAAGAUUUUGUAGCAGAUGUUCGAAUUUUUGAGGCUUGUUAAUUAUUCCGUACUCGCUGAGUAAAGCUUUCUAGGAUGCUCAAUC